Arachis stenosperma is the source of this 2043-nucleotide messenger RNA. RefSeq lists its product as uncharacterized. The transcript has 3 exons. The record is from RefSeq and is a predicted model, not a curated record. Bases 1 to 2043 code for a protein of 680 amino acids. NCBI's taxonomy places the organism in Eukaryota, Viridiplantae, Streptophyta, Magnoliopsida, Fabales, Fabaceae.
AUGGCGGCCAUGCCGUCGGAAGAGAUAAGGGGGAGGGUGUGGGGGGGUGCAUCCGGUGCCAAGGAGGGUUUUUCAAAGUCUACAAAGAUCUCCUUUAGAGAUAAAGUCAUUGGUCCAGGGAAAUCGAAAGCCUUUGCACUUGCAGGAUCUCUAUCUGGGGAUAGUAUAGCGACAGUGGUGGGCAAGCAGGGCGAUCCCCAACCUCCAUGUGUAAACUUCACUGAAGAAGCCAAGCUUUGUUUGGCAGAGCCUUAUCGAGAAGCUUUGGUGAUAAAGGUUCUUGAUAAAAAUUAUAGUUACACAGCUCUUUCACACAAGCUUCGGAUGGUUUGGCGCAUCAAAGGUGGCUUUGAUCUGCUUGAUGUGGGGUUUGGGUACUUCAUGGUAAAAUUCGAUGCAGGUGAAGAUCGUGAAAAGGUCAUGCUUAGUGGCCCGUGGUUGAUUGAGGGACACUAUGUUGCUGUAAAACUGUGGGAUAUAGAUUUUCGGCCAUGUGAGGAAUCCUUCGGGUCUACACUUGUAUGGGUUCGGAUUUCGGGGCUCUCAAUCUGGUGCUAUCAGGAACAAGCCAUGAUGCGUAUUGCUUCUGCAAUAGGAGUUCCCAUCAAAGUGGAUUUAGCCACUAAGUUGGCUGAGAGAGGACGAUAUGCCCGAGUAUGUGUUCAAAUAAAUUUAGGACUGCUAGUGAUCAAGCAUAUCAUUGUGGAAGGCGUAACUCAUGUAGUGGAGUAUGAAAGUUUAAAUUUAAUUUGUAACUCUUGUGCACGUUAUGGUCACGAUAUGUCACAAUGCUUGGGUAGAGACUCUAGGGAAGGAAAGAGUGCUGAUUCCGAUGCCACCAAGCCACGAGACGGUACAAAGGCAGUGCUACAUCCUGAGACAAAAAUUCACAAUUCAAAUGAAGUAGAACCUGAUGUGGUAGGUGGCGUUACUGGCGAGAAUCCUACACCGAGUUUACAAAAGGAUUUAGAGGCUAAUAAUUUGGAAGGAAAUAAUGUUGAGGAGGCUUGCAUGCAUGAUGAACCAGGCUGGGAGCAAGUUGUGAGAAAAGGUAAAACCAAGCUGGGCCAGAAGCAAUCUAACAAGGUCCAAAGAGGCACUCAAUCCAGAACCGAUUCGGAUAGAGUAAUCAGGCCCACCAUCCACUUCUCACACACGAGUGGAUCCAGCUCUUAUCACGCCAGGGUCGGGUCACGAGUCAAGGUUGGACACAGCGCUUUCCGUGUUGGUGAGACGUCGAUCUCCUCAACCCGACACACCCCAGUGCCUUGCGGGUCCUCUCUCCGGAAACGACCAAGGCCGGGGUCCCUACAGAGCUCGCCAGUUGAGAAGAAUGGAGGCACGGUGGUGGAAGCAUCGUCAUGUCUUCCUGCAACCGUGAAGGAGGAUGUUACCGUGGUGGUUCCAUUGGUGAAGGAAGGCACGUUGUCGGCUGUUAUUGCGUCGGUAUGCAAGAAUAAGGAGACAUUCCAUGGAGAUCCGGAAAACCUGAAGGUCACGGGAGUCACUUCUGCUGGGCAAGCCUCGGGUGUUCACUGCAAAUGGGUUGAUGCUUUCGAUCAGUGUGUUACAGUUGAGGUUCAGUCUUCGUCUUUCUGCGGGCCAUGGAUUGUUCUUGGUGAUUUUAAUGAAGUACUAUUCUCUCAUGAAUCUAAGGGUUGCCUCUUCUCGAGUCGUCAUGCAGAUCGGCUUGCUACAUCUCUAGGGGAUAGUAAUCUGUUUGACUUGAAGACUAUUGGAAGACAGUUUUCUUGGUACAGAAGGGUUAAAAAUGGUGUUGAGGUGGCGAAAAAAUUUGACCGGGUCUGUAUCAAUAGUGGCUGGCUAUCUCUCUUUCGAGAGGCUUAUGCAAAAAUUUUAAAUAGGCUUCAGUCUGAUCAUUGUCCUAUACUAGUGCACUGUGCAGGUCGUCCCCAACCGAAAAAUAAUAGACCUUUUCGGUUUAUUGCGGCUUGGACAACUCAUCCGGAGUACAGAAAUAUUGUGAACCAGUCAUGGCAGGCUGGCUACAGAGAGAUGCAUGGCAAGCUUUCAGAAGUGUAG